AACCAACUCGGAUGCGAGCAUUAAUAUGAUAUAUAACGUUUACCUGCAGGGAAACCAACGCCACCAACGACAGAGCAAGGCAUUGAUGCUGAAUGCAUUAUAUAUCACAUUUUUUUGCUUUCAAUGUUACACAACAAAGUAUCAUGGAAGCAAAAACAACAGAGCAUGAUGAGACAGUGGUUUAUAGCGAAGAAUGGCUUUCAUCCCUGCCAAAAGCCAAAGGCAUAACGGAAGACAACACUUAUCAAUACCAAGGAUUCUGGUUUGGUACUAUAAGUUUGCAAGGCUUGAUCGACUGUCAACAACAUUUUCGGCCUCGACAAAACGAUGUCUUGCUUGUAACUGCACCCAAAUCUGGCACCACCUGGAUGAAAGCCAUUCUCUAUGCUUUACUUCACCGCCAAAAAUAUCAUCCUCAAGAUGCUCAUCACCCUCUGCGACAAAAGACUCCUCAUCAGCUUGUCCCUUUUAUGGAAUUAACUAAGCCGUCCGAAUAUGACUCCUUAUUCUUAGACAGCACUAGUAGGAUCUUUGGCUGCCAUUUUCCUAUACGUUGCCUCCCCAAGUCCAUAACAGAGGAGGAUGAUGAUGGAUCAACUAACAUCAAGAUUGUGUAUUUGUGCAGGGACAUCAAGGACACUUUUACUUCACUCUUUCACUUCGCAAACAAAAUUGGUUUACGCAGGACCGGCUCAAGAAAUUUUGUGGCCUUAGGCGGAACCUCAUAUUUUUUUUUUAUUCUUUUAAAUCAUGAAGCUAGUUUAUUUAUUUUUGUACAUAUAUACCUACAUAAAUACAUACCAAUAAAAUUUUGGGGCCUUCUCCAGAUGGGGGCCUUAGGCGAUUGCCUAACUCGCCUUCAUUAUGAGCCGGCCCUGGGUUUACGAUCUUCUCCCGUUUCUUUGGAGGAGGCAUUUCAUUUAUUCUGCAAAGGCACAAACGUUGCGGGUCCUAUCUGGGAUCAAAUCUUGGAAUAUUGGAAGGAAAGCCUGGAGAGACCAAACAAGGUGCUGUUUAUGAGGUAUGAAGAGUUGAAGUCUGAGCCUCAUGCUCAACUCAGGCGUCUGGCGCGGUUUCUGGGGAGACCCUUCUCACCAGAGGAGGAAUUAAUGGAAAUGGUUGAUCAGAUCACGAGUUUGUGUAGUUUUGGGAGCAUGAGCAAACUGCAGGUUAAUAGCACAGGACAUUUCUUGCCCGGAGUAAGCAAUUCUUCAUAUUUUCGGAACGGUCAAGUUGGAGAAGGAAAUAAGUGGCUAACUCCAGAGAUGGCUGCUAAGUUGGAUCAGAUUACCCAGGACAAGUUCCGUGGUUCAGGAUUAAAACUUUGAUAUAUAUAUAUAUAUCAUCAUCACUUAUAUACAUUAUGGCCAAAAUUAAUAUCGAAUUUAAUGUGUGUUUGUUGCUUGUAUUAUUGAUCUUCUUGUUGGCUUGUUUGUGUCUCUUUGUUUUAUGUCCCUGAAAGUAUGAGUUUGAGAUGGCUUAUCAUCAUAUGUAUGCAUUUUUAAGUAGUACUCCCUCGAUGUAUACCAAGUACUGUACCUUCUCAGGAGCACGUUUCAAUUAAGGUGUUGUUUGAUUCGGAUUUUAAUUAAGUAAUAAUAAUUUAUGAAUGUUAAUAAAUUA
Messenger RNA from Daucus carota subsp. sativus, 1623 nucleotides. RefSeq names its product cytosolic sulfotransferase 5-like. Gene Ontology annotation, cellular component: cytoplasm. Gene Ontology annotation, molecular function: sulfotransferase activity. The transcript has 2 exons. Bases 93 to 1328 code for a protein of 411 amino acids. Gene Ontology annotation, biological process: sulfation. The record is from RefSeq and is a predicted model, not a curated record. Lineage: Eukaryota; Viridiplantae; Streptophyta; Magnoliopsida; Apiales; Apiaceae.